AUGUCAGGACGUGUCUCCGUGAAAGAGCUUUCUACGAAAACUGUACCUACGAAUACGAUUGUAGUUUCCACGAACUCUCUGAGCCAGGUUGAAGUUGUCGUUGAUGAAAACGACGAUAACACCAAAAUGUGGGAGAACUCGGUUACUUUUGAAUUUCCUAUCGUUUCUGUGGAUACCUCUAAUAAAACGGUUGUUUGCCAUAUUGGAAGUCCACAUUCUGGCUAUACUAUACAAACUCACCAGAAGAACGGUAUGCUUGAUGGCGAAGCGAAAAUAUACAAUACUGAUGGUAGAAUAAUUGGAAUUUUCACCUAUCAACGUGGAGUUGAGGAUGGAAAGUGUACAUUUUACUACAAUACUGGAAAUAUCUUUUUCACUGGCUUUUUGAAGAAUGGCUAUCGAAAUGGUUUUGGAGUAGAAUAUCAGAAAGAUGGAUCGAAAAGUUAUGAUGGAUUAUUCAAGAAUGGUCGUCAAGCACCAAAUAUUAGUAAAAAAUAUGAUGGUACUAACCACUGGGUUGAAAAAGAUAAUUUCCGUAAUGUGGUUUCCGUAAUUCAGAUUGAUGAGAAUGGUCUGAAUCACGGAAUAUGCUAUUUCUAUAAGAAUGGAGCAAUUAGCUAUAUCAGCAAAUGGAAGCAUGGUGAAGAAGUGGAGAUUUUACAGAAGUUCAGUGGCAGUACCAUGAGAUUAUAUAAGAAUGGCCGUGAAGUCUACCAAGGAGGCUAUAAGAAAAAGUCAGACUAUGAGUAUAUUCCAGCAUCUUCAUCGGCUGCUGAUAAAAACUACAAGAGCCAGGAUGAAUUAAAGCGAGAAUACAAGGCGAGUAAAUUCAAACUGGUUAUCUCAACGUUGACCUCAUUAGCUUUUAUCGACUUAUUCGUAUACUGUAUAUUAGUAUUCUUUUCAAAUGAUAUUGUUGUUGAAAAAUGUAUUUGGAUGGCUUAUACUUGCGUCAUAUUAAUGAGUAUUUGCAUAUUCUGUAUCCUGUUAAUGGUCUGUAAUCUGAUGAAGAAACAAUGA
Blastocystis hominis is the source of this 1020-nucleotide messenger RNA. RefSeq lists its product as hypothetical. The transcript has a single exon. The record is from RefSeq and is a predicted model, not a curated record. NCBI's taxonomy places the organism in Eukaryota, Bigyra, Opalinata, Blastocystidae. Bases 1 to 1020 code for a protein of 339 amino acids.